CGCGAAGCUCUUUGAAUACUUCUUUAGUCGUCGUAUGGCAUUUCAUAGGAGGAUGAGUGGUGCUGGUGAACAGACAACAGAGUGUGUGUCAUUCGUGCUGCGAAACCUUAUCAUCAGAAUAAGAACAAUCAGCCAGACAUCUUACUUUUUUAUUUUUUUGUUUUAGUUUUGUUGGAUUUAUUUUUUGUUUCUUAAAUUGAAAUUUUGAGUUUUCCGUUUUGCCUUUGUUAAUUGGUUUGGUUUUGUUUAAACUUUAACUACUACCUCUGUACAUAAAAAAAAAACAAAACUUUGGAGUAAAAUUGAACUUGUGGUAUGUUAGAAUCAUUCAAAUGUGACAAGAGUUUUUGUUGUUUUUUUUUGUGUGUCGGAAAUCGAUUUAUUAAUCAUAAUCUCGUGGGUGCACACCACACAUAAUAAAAAAAGAAACAUCUUCAGAUAUUGUUGUGAAAUAUUGGGAUAUCUCAUAUCUGUGAAUGAGUUAAUUGUCCUAUUAUUACCGAAAAUAAUUUAAACAAAAAUCUUAAGUACACUAAACCAGAAAGUUGACUUAAAACAUCUAAUUGCAAAUUCCUCAUGUCUAGGGAUUAAAAGACUUAGGACAAGAAGGACCAUAAUGCUUUUGAAUGAAGUCUAUGUGAAGUGGUACCAUGACAAAAAAACAAAAGAACAAUAUUUUGGAAACAAAGACUUUUUCACUAUCAUCCUGGAAAAAAUAGAUAGUUGACGCAUAAGCUACUUAAAAAUAAGAAAGAAAAAACAACAUUUGCUAGCUGCACGCCGGUUUCAGUAAACGAGGAUAGAGAAAAUAUAAUCUUAUUGUUUUUUUAUGUGUGACAGAUUAAAAAAGACAAAUCGUGUGUAAUAAAAAUCACCAAUCCAUAAUGUACUCCCCUGAAGAUGGUCUUAUUCAUCAGCGAAAAACUAAUUUCUGCUAUGCACUUGGUGCUAAAGUUCCAUCUCGAAUGGUUCUUUAUUUUUUGUCAUGGUCAGGAUUUCUUGUUUCGUUCAUGAUGCGAAAUGAUAUCAAUUUCGCACUCGUAGCAAUGGUUAGAGCAAAUGAUACUUCAAUAACAACAACGACAGCAACAACUGUACUUAAUGAUGUCACAACACAAUAUUUACUUAAUAAUUAUACACAACAAGCGUACACACAAAAUAAUUUAAGUAACAAUUAUUCUAAUUCCAACUUUAAUUCAAAUUCCAAAUCCUUAAAUUUUCAUUUUAAUAAUAUAAGUAUAUAUAAAUCAAGUACAAAUGAAAGCAGUUCCGUCAAUAAUUUCACUAACAUCGAUUGGAUCGAUGAGAAAUUUAAAAAUAAGAAAAAUAUUACUUAUCAUCAGUAUGACUGGGAUUCAGCGACGAAAGGGGCGAUUUUGGGUUCAUUUUACUGGUGUUAUGUUCUAUCACAAGUGGCAGGUGGUAUUGCAACCCAAUAUUUUGGAACAAAAAAAGUAUUCGGUUGGUCACAAUUUGCUACAGGCUGCUGCAGUUUCCUAAUACCAUACGCUGCCGAUCUUCAUUACAUUGCCGUAGUAAUUUUACGUUCAAUACAAGGGUUCGCCUCAGGGCUAACAUGGCCAGCUAUGUAUGCAUUGGUUGGAUUUUGGAUUCCCUUGGCAGAACGCAGUCGAUUCAUGUCUAGUUUUCAAGGAUUCAGCAUUGGCAUUGGCCUAACGUAUCCAUUGUGCGGUUUUAUAAUAGAUCAUUUUGGCUGGCCAUAUGUAUUCUAUACAACCGGUAGUCUGGCAAUGUUGUGGUGCAUAAUGUGGUAUUUACUCGCUUUCAAUAGUCCUAAAGAACAUCCCCGAAUUUCGUCCAGCGAACUCGAAUAUAUUGAACUGAAUGUGAGUCGUGAAGUCAAAGAAUCUCAAGGCAUGAGAGUUCCAUGGAAGAGCAUAUUUACAUCGUUGCCAGUUUGGGCAAUAGGUAUAACAACGUUCGGACGGAUAUGGGUGCACUAUCAAUUUAUAUUGUCGGGACCGAUUUUUAUGAAACAAAUAUUGGGUUUGCGUUACCAAUCGAACGGAUUGCUUUCUGGUACGCCGUUUUUAUGCUCCUACGUGUCGUCGGUUUUCUUUUGUUAUGCUGCUGAUAAGCUUGUGUGCAACCAAAUAAUGAGUUUAACAAAUGUUCGUAAGCUAUUCACUGCUGCUUCGCAAAUCAUUCCAGGAGUUCUAUUACUUGUAAUUGGUUACGCUGAUAAUAUAAUACUUGUUCUGGUUGUAUGGUUCAUAGCUGUUACAUUUGUGACAGCAUCUUAUGCUGGUGCAAUGGCUAGUAUUGUAGAUAUAGCACCUAAUUUAGCUGGGCCGGUAUUGGCUUUUGCACAAACUAUACAUAUGUCUGCUUCGUUUUUAUCGCCUGUUAUAACUGGACUUAUUGUUGUUCAUGAGGAAUCAAUAGAUGAGUGGCGCCAGGUAUUCUGGGUUUCAUGUAUAAUAGCAAUUUGUACUUAUUUCAUGUUCCAAAUCUAUGGCACUGCCGAUGUUCAGUCCUGGAAUCAUUUACGUAAAAAGAGUGGCUCGUCUGAGGAAGAAAGUGAUAAACUGAAAAAAACUGAAAGUGGUUCCAAAGAAAGUGAAUAAUAUUAAUUCCAUGCCUAAAAAUAUAUAUAUAUAUAUAAAUAUACAGAUCUAUAAAAUGUUUCUUACAAAAAAAUUGUUACAUUCAAUUACCAUUUUAUUACAAAUAUUCUAAUAAAGUUUUUUUAUGUGUAGGUAUAUAAUUUCGAUGUUAAAGAAAAAAAGCAAAACAAAAAAUACUAAUAUCUUUAGGUAUAUGUUAUACACAAGAUGAAAAAAAAAAUAAAUAAUGAUUAUUGUUCA
Molecule: messenger RNA, 2828 nt
Organism: Eupeodes corollae
Lineage: Eukaryota; Metazoa; Arthropoda; Insecta; Diptera; Syrphidae
Gene: MFS17
Product: sialin
Exons: 7
Coding region: 885-2588 (567 amino acids)
Biological process (GO): monoatomic anion transport; transmembrane transport
Cellular component (GO): plasma membrane
Molecular function (GO): transmembrane transporter activity
Source: RefSeq, a predicted model, not a curated record